CACGUUCCUGUCGUAUGCGCAUGCUGCUCGACCGCGGAAAAAGCGAUGAGUGAAACCCAGCCGCAGCAACGCCACGUACCUCCGAGCCGGCGGCGCGACAAGCCCAUACUAUCGUGCACCCUUUGCCGGCGUCGAAAGCUGAAAUGCGACCGUCAACAGCCGUGCAAGACAUGCGUGGACCGCGGCUUGUCACUCUCUUGCACAUACUCCCGCAAUGUCUCAACUCCCGCGGCAUCGUCUGCAACAAACACUGGUAUCAAUGUCCACGACCGUAUUGAUCAAUUGGAGAAAUUGGUAACCACACUGAUGGCUGAAAAAACCGGUGGCGGCUCCAGGAGAAUGAACACCAUUCCCAGCAUAGCCUCACCAUUUCGUCCCGAUCUCAACGAUGAGAGUGCAGAUGUUGAGGCCCCCAACACCCCUGUGCACAUGACCCUGGACAGCCAUGAGACGCAGUAUACUGAUAGUGGUCAUUGGAUGAGUAUACUCGAUAGUAUCGCUGAGCUUAAAGACGAACUUGACCAGAUAGCUUCUGAGCCACAGCCAUAUAGCCAUACAGGUGAAGAUCUUGGGCCAGAGCUGCUGCUUGGAAUCAAUACACAGGCAACGCGGCAAGACAUCAUAGCAGGUCUUCCUCCCAAAGCUGAAGCAGAUCUUCUACUCGAAAGGUAUUGGAACUUUGUGGAUGUCGCACCGACUAUCAUGCAUAGGCCAAAAUUUGUACGUGAGUACCAUGAGUUCUGGAGUAACCCAACAGAAACUCCGGUCAUGUGGAUUGGGAUGCUGUAUGGAAUCUUUGCCAUUGCUAUACGCAUACAAUCGCUCGUUGAAGAACACGACAAUGGCAUCACCGACCCAUCCCAGCGAACCUUCUCGCAAGCUCGUCAAGACCUAUAUCGACAAAAGAUCGCACAAUGUUUGGUUUUGGCUAACUACACCAAAUGUCCACCAUACACGAUGGAGACAUUCCUAUCCUACUUUGUUGUGGAAUAUCUUCGGACGCGGGAUACACAACAUGGCAUCUGGCUUCUCGUUGGGAUGCUUGUGCGGACUGCAUUCCGCAUGGGCUUGCACAGGGAACCAACAAAUAUAACUAAUAAUAGUCUCACCCCAUUUGAGGCUGAGAUGAGGCGCAGAAUGUGGUCCAUGAUUGUCCGACUGGAUCUCAUGUCGUCCGGACAAGUGGGGCUACCUCGGAUGAUCCACCCAGCGAUGACUGAUACAUUGGAGCCCCGUAACCUUAUCGACGAGGAUUUAAAAGAGGAUAUGAUCGAACUACCGCCUUCAAGACCGGACACAGAAUUUACUCCGAUGCUUUAUACAAUAAUCCGAAACCGCCUUUUAGGGGUCUUCGCGCGUAUCGUGGAUCUAGUCAACGCUAGCGAGCCGCCCACAUACCGAGAGGUCCUCGAGUUAGACGAGGUUCUGCGCGAAACCUACGAGAAUAUACCAGGAGCGCUCAAAGGAAUGGACAUGAACGACUUUGAUCCAUUUGCAGAAGGAGCCAUGUCGAUCGUGAUCCUUGCCAUGACGUUUCUGAAAGCACUGGAGAUUCUUCAUCGCCCAUUUUUGUUCUUGGCACAUGGGAACACUAGAUACGAGUACUCUAGGUCAGCUUGCAUAGAUGCCGCGCUCGAGAUCAUGGAUACUCAGCACCUUCUGGAAGUCAAAUCACGAGAAAAAAGUAAUUGGGACAAACAAUCAAUGUGGUGGACCUCCAGUUGGCGGCUAUCCUCGCUAAUGAGCCACGACUUUCUUUUGGCUACAACUCUGCUCAUCCUAGAUUUGGACCGGGAUCUCGCCAACCCGAUACCAAUCAGUCAAGUGCCUAGAGAACGCUUCAAGAGCGGACAGCCGACACGCGAUGAGAUAAUUCGAGCUUUGACCAGGGCUUACGAGUUCUGGGCACGUCUGGGACCCAAGUCAAGAGAAGCGCGAAGAGUGGCUGCCGCUGCCAAACAUGUGCUGGGGAAGGCAGGUAUCAGUGGGUUCACUCCUAGUUCAACCGUGGAAAACACCCCUCGACAAACAGAGAUCGACUUGCUGCCACAACAGCCUCUUCCUGACCCUUCGUUCUUUUUCGAUCUCCAGAACCCACAAGACCCGCUGUUACCUCUGUCGACUGAUGAUGUGCCCAUAGAUUUUGGCGAGUACGGUGAACAGUUUGAUUGGACGGGAUUCGAAUCGGCUUACUCAACGGCACCAUUCGGCGACCCCAAUAUGCGCCAAUACUUUGGUUAGAGAAAUCGGUUCUAGUCGAGAUGACGGCAAGCAACGCAUCCGUAGCUGAACAUGGACAUACACCGCUCUAGAACAAUAAUACCCCAGCCAUCGAAUCGCUAAUUUGGUCAAAAGCACAGCUGAAAUACGUCACUGCAUGUGGGACCUCGAGCUGGGUUUUGCCCAGUGCCGUGCGCUCAACCGUCUAUCCGGUUUCGCACUAAUCAACGUGCUUCGGAUGUUUCCCGACUCACCGGAUUUUCAAUGUUACAUGUCGCGCCAAAUGUCGGGUACAUGCCGUUGGUUCGGGACGGGGUCUAAGGCAUGACUACAGAGUCCUUCGGGGUCCCUUGCAGAACCCGGAAUACGGGCAUUACCCUUGCUCAUUGAUUUUCCCGUAUGUCGAUGGAAUUGGUCCCUCGAGCAAACGAUGACAUUUGUUCAUACGUACUCUAAAUCUUCCC
Messenger RNA from Paraphaeosphaeria sporulosa, 2684 nucleotides. RefSeq lists its product as uncharacterized. Gene Ontology annotation, biological process: regulation of DNA-templated transcription; DNA-templated transcription. The record is from RefSeq and is a predicted model, not a curated record. Gene Ontology annotation, molecular function: DNA-binding transcription factor activity, RNA polymerase II-specific; zinc ion binding; DNA binding. Gene Ontology annotation, cellular component: nucleus. Bases 46 to 2241 code for a protein of 731 amino acids. Lineage: Eukaryota; Fungi; Ascomycota; Dothideomycetes; Pleosporales; Didymosphaeriaceae. The transcript is spliced from 4 exons.